Messenger RNA from Gossypium arboreum, 567 nucleotides. RefSeq names its product agamous-like MADS-box protein AGL80. The record is from RefSeq and is a predicted model, not a curated record. NCBI's taxonomy places the organism in Eukaryota, Viridiplantae, Streptophyta, Magnoliopsida, Malvales, Malvaceae. The coding region runs from base 1 to 501 and encodes 166 amino acids. Gene Ontology annotation, molecular function: protein dimerization activity; RNA polymerase II cis-regulatory region sequence-specific DNA binding; DNA-binding transcription factor activity, RNA polymerase II-specific. Gene Ontology annotation, biological process: positive regulation of transcription by RNA polymerase II. The transcript has a single exon.
AUGUCUAGAAAGAAAAUAAAGCUUGCUUACAUUACCAAUGAUUUAGCAAGGAAAACUACCUACAAGAAAAGAACCAAGGGUCUAGUGAAGAAGGUGCCUGAACUCACUACCCUUUGUGGGAUUGAAGCUUGUGCUAUUAUCUACGCUCCUGAUUUCGACUCUCAACUAGAGGUGGUUGUCCCACGCGAGUGUAUGACGCUUGCUGUGCCAAGUUCAAGAAGUUGCCCUGUUGAAACAAAACAAUUGAUGGUUAACCAAGAGAGUUUCCUUGAGCAAAGCUUAGCCAAAGCUACUCAACAUCUUAGGAAAUUGUGUAAGGAAAAUCGACAGAAGGAGUUGAAAACUACCAUGUUCCAAAGCCUGAAAGGAAAAUGGAUAUUACAUAGUUUGAAUUUGAUAGAUUUGAAAGAGCUGGGUCUGUUGGUUAAGCAAAACUUGAAGGAAAUUGACAAUAGGGUUCGUGUGCUUACUAAAGCGCGUUGUUCCUCAGGAUGUUAUUGACAGCGCUAUCUGGUUUUAGCGCCAUCUUUGUCUUGGGAUAUAUAAGAUUAUCAACUUCAAUCGAAA